Molecule: messenger RNA, 1939 nt
Organism: Daphnia pulex (common water flea)
Lineage: Eukaryota; Metazoa; Arthropoda; Branchiopoda; Diplostraca; Daphniidae
Product: golgin subfamily B member 1-like
Exons: 10
Coding region: 98-1792 (564 amino acids)
Source: RefSeq, a predicted model, not a curated record
CUAAAAUUUCGUCUGAUAGAAUUGAUCGGCAUUACAACGUUUAUCAUUAAUUGUCCCUCAUAUCUGAACGGUACUCUGAACGGGUAACAGGAUAAGUAUGGAUAGUGAAAUUAUUUACGAAGCUUUGGGUGAAGUUUUACCAAUAGAGAGGAAGAAUGGAAAUAAAGAGUCUUUCGACGAAGGUUUUGGUGGUCCAGAUGAGGAAAGUUUUUCAACCAUGCAACCAGCUUUCAAUCUUUCCAUGACUGAUGAAGCUGUAGUGGAAAGUAUCUUUAAUUGCUGUGACAAAGAACAAACUGGAUAUGUUCGGGCUUCAGUCUUGGUUGAAUUCCUCUUGAACUAUGCUUCUGAAAGCCAUGAAAUCAGGGAAAAAUUUCAGGACAUGCUGGUUGCCCUUGAUCCUACUGAUACCAACCCAGAGGUUACAAUUGAAGAUUUUCAGUCUGCUCUGAAAUUUUGUAUCAACAAGUUAACUUCCAAGACUGAAGAUUCAUCAUUUCUGUUCAAUAUUAGUUCAAUUAAUAAUAACCCUCAAUCAAUCCAACAUCAUUCCAAAUUAUCUUCAAACCAUGACACUGACUCUAGGAACUCAUCCUCUACAGAAUCUCAAUGUGCUCUAGUUGAUGUGAAAGAGCUUCAGUUCCAAUUUAUCCGUCUUCAAGAACAGAACAAUUUGUUACAAGAGCAAAUGGAUGCAGUAGAAGAAAGCAACAUCUCACUUAAAUCUGAGAACUCGGUACUGAAAAAUAAAAUAAAUAGAGUGGAGCUAACAGUAACAGAAAUUGGUCAGCAAUCUCAGCUCUUGGAAGAAGACAAUAACCAACUUCAGAGCCGAGUAAAACAGCUGAAAGAAGAUUUCCAAAGGAUGACCGUUCAAUAUGAAGAGUGUCGAAAGGAACUCGACGAAAAAGUCCAAGAAUUAGAAACCAUGCAAGUUCACCAUGUAAAAGGAGAAGAACGCUGCGAACAGUUAGUUGACGCUAUUAGACACCUUGAAGAGAUAAUACGUGUUAAGGAGGAAGAACUGGAAAUGAAAGACAAGGAAAUUCAGCGUAUCUCCCAGGAUUUAAUGGACCAGCAGUUGCUGUCCGAUCCAGUUACUCCUACCGAUUUUGAUCGUCUAAAGGGUCAGGAAUUGGGAGAAAACCUUGCGGCUGAAUUACAGUCCUCUUUGGGUGACACCCCCUGGAAGAAGCAAAUGGGAAGUGUUGCAAAACCUGAUUUCAUUCAUCCAGCUGCGUGGAACGUCAUGCUCAAUGAACCAGAGUAUGAGGAUGAGCCCAUCAAUCGAAGCUCUUUUGGCGAUUCCAAAAGCUCAUUCAGAAUGCUCGGAAAUCAAAAUGGCAGUCCAGAAAAGGUCAUCUGUAACAAAAUGAAAACCCAUAGCUGUUUGAAUAACUUGGAAACACAGGCUUCCAAAGUCCUGCUAAAUGAUUUCGUUCAUUCUACUCCAAUAAGUAAAAUUGCGCCAACAGGUCCGAUUAACUGGAUCGAGAACGAAUUGCCCGUCAAAAGCUCAAAGAUAUCUGAUUUGUGGAAUUUCGUUAAAUAUUUUCUUCGAAUUUUCUUUCUUGGUGUUCUCUUACUGGCUUUUCUUGCUCUUGUCAGCGUGCUUGUGCUAUUGCUGCUGCUUUCCUUGUCAUCAACAGCCUCCUAUGGCUGUGGGGGGUUUUCAAACGAUUACCUACAACAAGGUUCUCCAUACUACUCAACUUCUUUCGUAUCCAAGAUAUUCGACAUGAUUAAGCCAUACUGCCAGAUCGAGUACCAUUCCGGUUGUCCUCCCGUUUAAAAUCACCUACGUCCUCGUGUGUUCCUAGUCUCAAAACCUCACUGUCAGAUUUUGUCUUCGUGAUAGUUUUUCUCUUAAUCCUAUGUAAAUCGACUGUUUGAAAAACGUUAAUUUCGGCUAUAUAAAAUAAACGAGACAGCUUUAUAA